AUGCAAGCAUCAAACCAUCCUCUCAGAUCCUAUCACGUGGCUGUGAUCGGAGCCGGGGCCGCCGGUCUUGUGGCGGCCAGAGAGUUACGCCGGGACGGGCAUCAAGUGGUGGUCUUUGAGAAAGGUGACCAACUUGGUGGUACAUGGUUGUAUACUGCCCAGGUUGAGUCCGACCCCAUAGGACUAGACCCAACCCGGAAAAUUGUCCACACCAGUCUCUACGAGUCUCUCAGGACGAAUCUGCCCAGGGAGACGAUGGGUUUUAUGGACUACCCAUUUGCGAUCCGAGAUGGUGAAGAGAGAGACCCUAGAAGAUUUCCAGGUCACAGAGAAGUUUUGAUGUAUCUGCAAGAUUUUGCAAAGGAGUUUGGGAUUGAAGAGAUGGUGAGGUUUGAGUGUGAAGUGGUCAGUGUGGAGAUGAUUGAUGACGGGAAAUGGGAAGUCAAGUCCAAAAGGGAGAGACUUUGUAAUAGCGAUGGUCAUCAUCAUGAUUUUCUUGAUGAGAUUUUUGAUGCUGUUGUUAUUUGUAGUGGACAUUACACACAACCUCGUAUUGCUGAAAUUCCAGGGAUCGAUUUGUGGCCUGGGAAGCAUAUACAUAGCCACAACUAUCGUACCCCUGAACCCUAUAGGGAUCAAGUCAUAAUUUUGAUAGGUGAUUCAUUAAGCACUGAAGAUUUAUCCAUCGAACUUGUUGGGGUUGCCAAAGAGGUCCAUAUUGCAUCUAGAUCGGUCACGAAUGAUAAACACGAAAAGCGGCCUGGAUAUGAUACCAUGUGGCUUCAUUCUAUGGUAAAAGCAUUAACCUCGGUUGACAGUGGUGGGAGAUGGCUAUCUUGCGAGAUUUUUUGGAUGGAGUUGUUGUUUGUGCUGUGA
Molecule: messenger RNA, 876 nt
Organism: Dovyalis caffra
Lineage: Eukaryota; Viridiplantae; Streptophyta; Magnoliopsida; Malpighiales; Salicaceae
Source: the annotation of a GenBank genome assembly